Chinchilla lanigera (long-tailed chinchilla) is the source of this 8290-nucleotide messenger RNA. It is a transcript of the gene Pcnx1, whose product is annotated as pecanex homolog (Drosophila). Lineage: Eukaryota; Metazoa; Chordata; Mammalia; Rodentia; Chinchillidae. The coding region runs from base 16 to 6870 and encodes 2284 amino acids. The transcript has 35 exons. Gene Ontology annotation, cellular component: membrane. The record is from RefSeq and is a predicted model, not a curated record.
GCCCUUCCUUCUUCCAUGAUUAUAGUAGCAGUUUAUUGUCCUGUGGUAGCUGCUGUUUUCAUUGUUCUGAAGAUGGUCAACUAUCGACUCCACAGAGCGCUGGAUGCCGGAGAAGUCAUAGACAGGAGCACAAAUGAAUUUGUAGAUCAGCGAGCCAAAGCUGAACAAGGCAACUGUUCAACCAGGAGGAAAGACAGCAAUGGACCAAGUGAUCCUGGUGGAGGGAUUGAAAUGUCUGAGUUCAUUCGAGAGGCCACACCUCCAGUUGGUUGCAGUUCAAGAAAUUCUUAUGCUGGUCUAGAUCCAAGUAACCAGAUUGGAUCCGGUUCCUCUCGUCUUGGAACAGCAGCCACUGUUAAAGGAGAUACAGACACUGCUAAGACUUCUGAUGAUAUCAGUUUAAGUCUAGGCCAGAGCUCUAGUCUCUGUAAGGAAGGAAGCGAAGAGCAAGAUUUGGCAACUGAUCGGAAGCUCUUCCGUUUGGUCUCCAAUGACUCCUUCAUCUCCAUUCAGCCUUCCUUGUCCUCUUGUGGACAGGACUUACCAAAGGACUUGAGUGACAAAACAAGCUUGCCCAGUCAUAGCCACCACCACCACAUUGAACAGUCUCUUUCUAGCGCCUGUGACACAGAAGUAGCUUCCCUUGUACCUUUACAUUCACAUUCGUACAGGAAAGAUCACCGGCCACGAGGUGUACCGCGGACUUCCAGCUCUGCUGUGGCUUUUCCUGACACUUCGCUGAAUGACUUCCCUCUUUAUCAGCAGAGACGUGGAUUAGAUCCAGUUAGUGAGUUAGAAUCUUCUAAGCCUCAUUCUGGAUCUAAAGAAUCCUUGGCAGACAAUGCCUGUGUACCAGGGGGAUUUCAGCAUGCUGAUGACCUGAAAAACAGUCAUUCUCAGCCACCCACCAAAAGCGGGAAGAAGAAAGCGUUGAACGCUGACAAAAGCGUGGACAGCCUGCGGAGCCUGAGCACCCGGAGUAGCGGGUCAACAGAGAGCUACUGCAGUGGGACGGACCGUGACACCAACAGCACCGUUAGCAGCUAUAGGAGUGAGCAGACCAGCUCCACUCACAUCGAGAGCAUCUUGUCGGAGCAUGAGGAGUCUCCUAAGGUGGGAAAGAGAAGCACUGGGAAAGAAGAGUCCUGUCCUGACCCUGAGAACGUGAGUAGCUGCGCUAGUGACAAAAGGACUAACAGUGACAAGACUGUCCUGGAAGUGAGUUCAAAUAGUGGGGCUCCUGAGGCCCAGGAUUCUCAGGCCUCUGAUGAGAUGCACAACCAGAGAGAGAUUAGCACCUCUGCAUCUGAGGAAGCCAAUAAAAACCCCCAUGCGAAUGAGUUUCCCGCACCAGCGAACAGACCACCAGCCGCCGAAGGCAAAGAGGAGCAGAGUGAGAAGGCCAGUGUGGUCGUGGAUUCAAAAGUCGGUAAAGACACUGGGGGAAAGCAGAAGGAAGGGGAUGUUCGGCCCAAGUCCUCCAGCUUAAUCCACAGGACAGCCUCUGCCCACAAGUCAGGCCGGAGACGAGCAGGAAAGAAACGGGCCAGCAGCUUUGACUCGAGCAGGCACAGGGACUACGUUGCUUUUCGAGGAGUUUCUGGCACCAAACCGCACAGUGCUAUAUUUUGUCAUGAUGAGGACUCCAGUGAUCAGAGUGACUUGAGUAGAGCGUCAAGUGUUCAGUCUGCUCACCAGCUGAGCAGUGACAGCUCCUCCAGCAACACCUCUCAUUCCUGCCAGUCUCCCGAGGGCAGGUACAGUGCUCUGAAAACCAAACGCGCUCCUAAGGAGAGGGGGGCUGGCUCUGAACACGUGCACAGGACUCAUCUGGGUCCUGAAGGAACCAGCAAAAAGCGGACCCCGCGACGGACUUCCAGUACAAACAGUGCCAAGACCCGUGCCCGCGUGCUGAGCUUGGACAGUGGCACAGUAGCGUGUUUGAAUGAUUCAAAUAGACUCAUGGCACCUGAAAAUAUAAAGCCAUUAACCACUUCAAAAUCCGAUCUUGAGGCCAAAGAGGGAGAGGUGCUAGAUGAGCUGUCUUUACUGGGACGGGCUUCACAGUUAGAGACCGUCACUCGAUCUAGGAAUAGUUUGCCAAGCCAGGCUGCAUUUCCCGAAGGGGAAGAGCAAGAUGCCAUCAGUGGAGCAGCUGCAGCACAGGCCAGCGAGGAGACAGUGUCGUUUCGCCGCGAACGCAGUACAUUUAGGCGCCAGGCAGUGCGGCGCCGGCACAAUGCAGGGAGUAACCCUACCCCUCCUACCUUGCUCGUCGGACCACCCCUCAGCCUUCAAGAUGGUCAGCAAGGCCAGCAGUCCACAGCCCAGGUCAAAGUCCAGUCCCGUCCCCCUUCUCAGGCUGCAGUGCUCAGUGCUAGUGCCUCCUUGCUGGUGAGAAAUGGGAGUGUCCACUUAGAAGCGUCACAUGACAAUGCAUCUGCUGUAGGCGGUAGCAGUUUGCACGAUGAACUUGGUAAGUUCUCUUCUACGCUCUAUGAGACUGGUGGCUGUGAUAUGUCACUUGUGAAUUUUGAACCAGCAGCAAGAAGAGCGUCCAAUAUCUGUGACACGGACUCUCAUGUAUCCAGUUCUACCUCAGUACGAUUUUACCCACAUGAUGUGCUCUCUCUCCCACAGAUUCGGUUGAACAGACUGUUGACCAUCGAUACAGAUUUGCUGGAACAGCAGGACAUUGAUCUAAGCCCUGAUUUGGCGGCCGCCUAUGGUCCAACAGAAGAAGCUGCCCAAAAGGUUAAACACUAUUACCGCUUUUGGAUCCUGCCCCAGCUGUGGAUCGGCAUUAACUUUGACAGACUCACACUUCUGGCACUGUUUGAUAGAAAUCGUGAGGUCCUGGAAAAUGUACUAGCUGUCAUCCUGGCUAUUCUUGUGGCUUUUUUGGGAUCCGUUCUUCUCAUACAGGGCUUCUUCAGAGACAUCUGGGUCUUUCAGUUCUGCCUGGUCAUAGCCAGCUGUCAAUACUCACUACUGAAGAGUGUUCAGCCAGAUUCUUCUUCUCCCAGACAUGGUCAUAAUCGUAUCAUUGCCUACAGUAGACCAGUUUACUUCUGUUUGUGUUGUGGUCUCAUUUGGCUCUUGGAUUAUGGUAGCAGAAACCUUACUACAACUAAGUUCAAAUUAUAUGGAAUAACUUUCACCAAUCCACUGGUAUUUGUAUCAGCCAGGGAUUUAGUUAUAGUGUUUACACUCUGUUUCCCGGUAGUAUUUUUCAUUGGUCUCCUGCCUCAGGUGAACACAUUUGUAAUGUACCUUUGUGAACAAUUGGAUAUUCAUAUCUUUGGUGGUAAUGCCACCACAAGCCUGCUUGCAGCACUUUACAGUUUUAUCUGUAGUAUUGUGGCAGUAGCCUUGUUGUAUGGACUGUGUUAUGGAGCUUUAAAGGAUUCAUGGGAUGGACAGCAUAUUCCAGUACUUUUCUCUGUUUUUUGUGGUUUGUUAGUGGCAGUAUCCUAUCAUCUCAGCCGACAAAGCAGUGAUCCAUCAGUACUUUUUUCUUUGGUGCAAUCCAAGAUUUUUCCAAAAGCAGAAGAAAAAAAUCCAGAAGAUCCUUUAUCUGAAGUAAAAGACCCACUGCCUGAAAAACUUAGAAAUUCUGUUAGUGAGCGUUUACAGUCUGACCUAGUCGUGUGCAUUGUACUUGGCGUGCUGUAUUUUGCUAUUCAUGUAAGCACAGUGUUCACGGUAUUGCAACCCGCUCUCAAGUAUGUGUUAUAUGCAUUAGUCGGCUUUGUGGGGUUUGUAACCCACUAUGUGCUGCCUCAAGUUAGGAAACAGCUACCAUGGCACUGUUUCUCUCACCCUUUGCUGAAGACAGCAGAGUACAAUCAAUAUGAAGUUCGAAAUGCAGCCACUAUGAUGUGGUUUGAAAAACUUCAUGUAUGGCUUCUUUUUGUGGAGAAGAAUAUCAUCUACCCACUGGUUGUCCUUAAUGAACUUAGUAGCAGUGCAGAGACAAUUGCCAGUCCAAAGAAACUGGAUACAGAAUUCGGUGCUUUAAUGAUCACCAUCGCGGGCUUAAAGUUGCUGCGAUCCUCUUUUAGCAGCCCUACGUACCAGUAUGUCACCGUCAUCUUUACUGUGCUCUUUUUCAAGUUUGACUAUGAGGCUUUUUCCGAGACAAUGCUAUUGGAUCUCUUUUUCAUGUCCAUACUGUUCAACAAGCUUUGGGAACUCCUUUAUAAGUUGCAGUUCGUGUACACCUAUAUCGCUCCGUGGCAGAUCACGUGGGGUUCCGCUUUCCAUGCGUUUGCUCAGCCCUUUGCCGUGCCCCAUUCAGCCAUGCUGUUUAUUCAGGCUGCUGUGUCAGCCUUCUUCUCUACCCCGCUAAACCCCUUCCUGGGAAGUGCGAUAUUCAUCACUUCGUACGUCCGACCUGUGAAAUUCUGGGAGAGAGACUAUAACACAAAACGAGUGGAUCAUUCAAAUACCAGAUUGGCUUCUCAACUUGAUAGAAAUCCAGGAUCAGAUGAUAACAAUCUGAAUUCCAUCUUUUAUGAACAUUUAACCAGAUCCCUACAACAUAGCCUCUGUGGUGAUUUGCUCCUAGGACGGUGGGGAAACUACAGCACUGGAGACUGUUUCAUCCUUGCCUCUGACUAUCUCAAUGCAUUAGUACACCUCAUAGAGAUAGGCAAUGGCCUGGUGACUUUCCAGCUGCGGGGACUUGAAUUUAGAGGUACUUACUGUCAACAACGGGAAGUGGAAGCUAUUACGGAAGGGGUAGAAGAAGAUGAAGGAUUUUGCUGUUGUGAACCUGGCCAUAUUCCUCACGUACUUUCAUUUAAUGCUGCCUUCAGCCAGCGUUGGCUAGCUUGGGAAGUGAUAGUUACUAAGUAUAUUCUGGAGGGCUAUAGCAUCACUGAUAAUAGCGCGGCUUCCAUGCUUCAGGUCUUUGAUCUUCGGAAAGUGCUCACCACUUACUACGUCAAGGGUAUCAUUUACUAUGUUACAACCUCCUCUAAGUUAGAAGAGUGGCUGGCUAAUGAGACAAUGCAGGAAGGACUUCGUCUGUGCGCAGAUCGAAAUUAUGUUGAUGUAGAUCCAACAUUUAAUCCAAACAUUGAUGAAGACUAUGACCAUCGGCUGGCAGGCAUAUCCAGGGAGAGUUUCUGUGUGAUUUACCUUAACUGGAUAGAGUACUGCUCUUCCCGGAGAGCAAAGCCACUGGAUGUGGACAAAGAUUCAUCCCUGGUAACUCUGUGUUAUGGACUCUGUGUUCUGGGACGGAGAGCUUUGGGAACUGCAUCCCACCAUAUGUCCAGUAAUUUAGAGUCAUUCCUCUAUGGAUUGCAUGCCCUGUUUAAAGGAGAUUUCCGUAUUUCUUCAAUCCGAGAUGAAUGGAUCUUUGCUGACAUGGAAUUGCUGAGAAAAGUAGUAGUCCCUGGAAUUCGUAUGUCCAUUAAACUUCAUCAGGAUCACUUCACUUCCCCAGAUGAGUACGACGACCCCACUGUGCUCUAUGAAGCCAUCGUGUCACACGAGAAGAACCUUGUGAUCGCCCACGAAGGGGACCCCGCGUGGCGGAGCGCAGUCCUUGCCAACUCCCCCUCCCUGCUUGCCCUGCGGCACGUCAUGGAUGAUGGCACCAAUGAGUACAAGAUCAUCAUGCUCAACAGACGCUACCUGAGUUUCAGAGUCAUUAAGGUGAACAAGGAAUGUGUCCGAGGUCUUUGGGCUGGGCAACAGCAGGAACUUGUGUUUCUUCGGAACCGUAACCCAGAGAGAGGUAGCAUCCAGAAUGCAAAGCAAGCUCUACGAAACAUGAUAAACUCAUCCUGUGAUCAGCCCAUUGGCUACCCCAUCUUUGUCUCUCCCCUGACGACCUCUUACUCCGACAGCCAUGAGCAGCUCAAAGAAAUUCUUGGAGGGCCUAUCAGCUUGGGAAAUAUCAGAAACUUUGUAGUGUCGACUUGGCACAGGCUAAGGAAAGGUUGUGGAGCUGGAUGUAACAGUGGGGGCAAUAUCGAGGAUUCUGACACUGGAGGUGGAACUUCCUGUCCUGGUAACAAUGCCACAACUGCCAACGACCCCCACGGCAACGUGCCCCAGGGAAGCACUGGAAAUCCCGGGCAGGGGUCGGGAGUGGGACUCCAUCCGCCUGUCACUUCUUACCCUCCAGCACUAGGCACCAGCCACAGCGCCCACUCAGUGCAGUCCAGCCUGGUCAGACAGUCUCCCGCUCGGGCCUCUGUAGCCAGCCAGUCUUCCUACUGCUACAGCAGCCGGCACUCGUCCCUCCGGAUGUCCACCACGGGAUUCGUGCCUUGUCGGCGCUCUUCCACCAGCCAGAUAUCACUCCGAAACUUGCCGUCCUCCAUCCAGUCCCGCCUGUCCAUGGUGAACCCGAUGGAGCCCUCCGGCCAGAGUGCGGCCUGUGUGCAGCAUGGCCUUCCCUCUUCCAGCAGCUCCAGCCAAAGCAUCCCAGCUUGCAAACAUCACACUCUCGUGGGCUUCCUUGGGACAGAGGGAGGUCAGAACAGUGCCACUGAGGCCCAGCUAGGGAGCACCUUAAGUCCUGCCAGUCAUUCACAUGCCAGAAAGGGGGAUGUGAUUUACAGAGUCCAAAUAGUGGAUCCUAGUCAAAUUCUGGAAGGGAUCAAUUUGUCAAAAAGGAAAGAGCUGCAGUGGCCUGAUGAGGGAAUCCGACUAAAAGCUGGAAGAAACAGCUGGAAAGAGUGGAAUCCCCAGGAGGGCAUGGAAGGCCAUGUGAUUCACCGAUGGGUGCCUUGCAGCAGAGAUCCAGGUACGAGAUCCCACAUCGACAAGGCAGUGCUUCUGGUCCAGAUUGAUGACAAAUAUGUGACUAUAAUUGAAACUGGGGUACUAGAACUUGGGGCUGAAGUAUGAGCUGGUGUUUUAUAGCUGCAUUUCUUUACUGUCUCAUUUCGGAGACAUUGGCAAAAGAGAGGAGCGACAGAAGAUGCCUGCAGGGAUGCCUUCGGUCCUGUGUGGGAGAGCCUGGAGAACAGUGACGCGGCCAAGCGCCUCUGCUUCGUCCUCCGCCCUGCCUCCACCCCCAAUAAAGCUGAAAUAUUUUUUUAAGUUAGCUGCUGAGAAAACAUUUGCAUGAAGGAUAAAUUUCUGUUGAAAUACAUCUUUAAAAAGUUUUUCCUAUACAAUGCCUAUGCUUUAAAUCAACAAACUUCAUUUCUAAACUAUGUCUCAUAUUUUUCUAAUUUGUUUGCCAAAAAUAAUUGCCAUGUUUUGUCAUGGAACAUGAAAUCCAUUGACCUUGAUUUUUACAAACAGACCCAUGUAGAAGCGUUUGAUUUGAUACAUAGCAGUAUAAAAGUUUAAUGUACAGUGAGAGAGAAGAUGAACAGAGGUAGAUUUAUCUUAGUCCUCGAAUGCUAAAAACUUUAAUGGAAAAAAAACUGCACUAAUUUUUUACGAUGCACUAAAUUCUGAGAUUUCUCAGAACAUUUAUUUAUAUAUAAAAUAAAGUACCAUUAUUUAAAUUGCCUUUGGGAUUAACCCCUUCCCUUUCCUGAUGUAGUCAACAGGAAUUGUGCUGCUCGUUUUUCUGUUAAUAGUCUAUAUUCAUGCCAGUACAUUGGAUGUGUUCUUUAAGAUGAAUACGAAAUCUCAAGAUAGCGUAACUUCAUCCUUGACAUUUCCCGGAGCCAGUGGUCAGCGGACCAGUCAUCUGAACACCACUGCCAGCUCCUGUGUCCACAUCUCAGAUGAGCUCCUUGCAGUGUGUCCCCUGUGCUUCUCUGCACGGGGCAGGCUCUGCUGGGGUUGGUUCUGGGAAGAAGAGGAAUGUCCAGGAAUUUAAAGAGACGAUUGAUUGCUUUUUAUUUGAAGAGUCUUAGCUCUUGAAGUUACUCAUAUGAAGUUCAGUUUCUCAAGUCAAAUUUUUUCAAAUAAAAUUACCCAAAUGGUGCAGUUCUUACCAGUAUAUUCCUCUUCAAUAACUUUGCUUUCUCUUUCCAUCACCUCUUCUUUUUCUAGUACUUGAAUUUUAUUUCAUGUAAUUUAUAGUGUAUAAUUGUAAUUUGAAAUAUUUAUAACUGUGAAAUUGACUUAAUUCAUGUAUUGUCUCAUAAAUUGUAUUAAUUUUUUAAAAGAGUGUAUUCAGGGAAAUAUAUAACUCAGACUUACAAUUGGGCUGUAUGAGAACUGCAAUUUAGUUUUAAUUUUCAACUUUUAGGAUUUUUAAAUUCUUAAGAAAAAUUUUUGUGUGGUUUGAAAUUCCAAAGAAAAUUCUUCAUCUCCUCUGAGCAUUUAGGAGCAGCCAUCUCUCUGUCCCCAAAGAAUAGGUAGG